AUGGCCCCAACCAACACCUCGCCCAACGCAUCCAACCGUUCUUCAGCUGGCUUUCCCCCAUCCACGACCGUCCAGAUCAAGAAUAUCCCAAACCAUAUCGAAGUCGGGGAAAUCAUCUCGCUCUUUAAAUCGCUCAUAGGCGAGAUUCGCCACUUUCAAGAAUCGAGCUCCGACUGUCGAACCUCGCUGGAUAUUUCCUUCUAUCACCGCGACCUCGCCACGAAAGCAUUGUGUCUGAACGGUUAUUCCAUCGGUGGUUGCAGUCUUGAGGUUACUCCCCUGGGCUCCCCUCCGACUCGCCCAAGGCGUUCUUUGGACGACCGUCGCAAUCUUUACGUUCUCGGACUCCCGUUCGCCUUGACCAAGACGGAAUUCAGCAAUUUAUUUUCGCGAUACGGAACUGUCGUGCACUGUGUUAUCCUGGCCACUGUCGAUAAUUCCUCCAGGCGACGUGGUUUUGUUGUCAUGUCGAGCCAUGAAGAGGCCAAACGCGCCUUGACGGGCCUUACCCGUGCUCAGAUCAAAGGACAUACCAUUGACGUCUCCUGGGCAGUAGUUCAACGUUCCCAAGGUUUUCUGGAUGGUGGCGACAGAGCUAUGUUAUUGGAACCAAGGCCUUCCCAUCUGUCUAACGUGGAUUAUCGUGACCGACACAACUAUUCGUCUUCGGGCUCUGAUACCUCUGAAUAUUCAUCCACUCCACCUGGCUCGAAUUCUGGCGCCAUCGUCAAUAGCCCUAUACCCACAACGGCCCUGCUGAUUACCAACCUCCCUGCUUUGCUGUUCUCUCAGGCUCAGGAUUUACACCCCCUUCUCUGUCCCUUCGGCAGGAUCGAACGAAUGCACACAGUCCCUAUCCAUGGUUCUGAGACCGUAUCUGCCGUGGUCCAAUAUGCAUCCUCGGAGUCUGCGAUCGAAGCUAGGAACACUUUGAACGGACAAACGUAUGAUACUCACCGCCCAGUCGAGGUCCACUUUGUACAUCCAUCCUUUGGCGACAAUGCCGGAAAUCUCAGACUCUCUGCUGGAACGGCCUUAGAUACCCGCUUCGACGCUUUUCCUUCGUAUACCGCUUCUCGGGCACCGUCACCCUUUUUUGGCUCCACCGGUAGGGACAACCACGAAGAUCACUUCCAUCGUGAGGCACUGCGUUCCACUCCAGCCCCAUAUGCCCAAGGAUAUAAAGAACGGUACGAAGAAAGGCAUGCAUCAUCCAGAUCCUCACGAGCUGGCUCCCCUCGAAACGCAUUCCAACCGCAACAAUCUCGCCGUGUCCAAGGAGGCUUCAAUCCAACAUUCUGA
Messenger RNA from Coprinopsis cinerea okayama7#130, 1302 nucleotides. RefSeq lists its product as hypothetical. Gene Ontology annotation, cellular component: cytosol. Bases 1 to 1302 code for a protein of 433 amino acids. The record is from RefSeq and is a predicted model, not a curated record. The transcript has 9 exons. Lineage: Eukaryota; Fungi; Basidiomycota; Agaricomycetes; Agaricales; Psathyrellaceae. Gene Ontology annotation, molecular function: mRNA binding.